Molecule: messenger RNA, 4559 nt
Organism: Sphaerodactylus townsendi
Lineage: Eukaryota; Metazoa; Chordata; Lepidosauria; Squamata; Sphaerodactylidae
Gene: NKD1
Product: NKD inhibitor of WNT signaling pathway 1
Exons: 10
Coding region: 436-1842 (468 amino acids)
Biological process (GO): negative regulation of Wnt signaling pathway
Cellular component (GO): cytoplasm
Molecular function (GO): calcium ion binding
Source: RefSeq, a predicted model, not a curated record
GAGAGAGAGAGACUUGAACACAGAGAGAGGAGGAGAGCCGCAGCCAACACCGUGCAGCUUUGCGAGGAGCCGCUGCUUGGAAUAGGCGCUGCUUGCGGAGUGUGUACAACUACACACACGUACAGGCACCCCAAAGGUGCAUCUGCACAUGUGUUUGCUGUGCUUUCAGUCGCUGCUUUCCUUUGGUCGUGGCUGUGAAGGAAGGAAGAGGGGAAGACUGGAGCCCCUGGAUUUCUAAAGAGAGAGAGAGAGAGACUUGUUGGGGAUUGCUGUCUCUAGAAAGUGUGCAUUUUUGUCUGCCUGCACAUCCAGAGAGGCAAAGUAGAUUUCCUCCUCCGGUUUUGUGUGUCUGUGUGUGUGCUUUUUUUUUCUUCAAAGCCAUGAACUCCGCAAGCCACCGCUGACUUUGGCCAAUGCCUCUCCUUGGCUAAGAAGAUGGGGAAACUUCAUUCAAAACAUGCCGCUGUGUGUAAACUGAGAGAAAGUCCGGAAGGUGAUAGUUUUGCUGUGAAUGCCUCCUUGGCGCGGAAAGGGCUGGAGGACUGGAUGGUGAAGCAGAAAGCUCUGGGAGGCGGGAAUGGCAGUUUGGGGCUCCAAGCCGGUUGUCAGCACCGAGCAGUUUGCAGGCUGUCCGGCUCCAGGGACCCGGCAGGUGAAGGCUUCAGGGAGGCCAUUGAAAAUGAACUGUUCCACCUGGAAGUUGCUUUGCCUCCAGAGAAGACGGAUGGAGCUUGCAGCGGUGAUGAAAAGAAAAUGGAAAAGGAAACCGAUGCCCGGGCAAGUGCCAAGAAGCAGCUGAAAUUUGAGGAAUUGCAGUGUGAUGUGUCCCUUGAAGAAGAUAAUAGGCAAGAGUGGACUUUCACACUGUAUGAUUUCGACAACAACGGCCGAGUCACACGUGAGGACAUCACCAGCUUGCUUCAUACCAUCUAUGAGGUAGUUGACGCUUCCGUCAACCACUCUCCCAGCUCCAGUAAAACCUUGCGUGUGAAGCUUACCGUAGCGCCGGAUGGGAGCCAGAAGAGGAAAAGUAUUCUACUGAACCACACCGAUCUUCAAAGUUCAAGGCACCGAACAGAGAGCAAAGCCAACGAAGAAUCGAGGAGUUGUGAGAAGAAGCAACGAGGGUCCAUCAGGAACCACCAUGCCGACGUCAAGCCUGAACAGAAUGGAUGCUAUCACCAUUGCGUUGAUGAAAAUAUCGAAAGGAGAAACCACUAUUUGGAUCUUGCAGGGAUAGAAAACUAUACUUCAAAAUUUGGACCAGGAUCUCCACCUGCUGCUCAAAAACAUGACCUGCCAGUCCGAGUGGCAAAUCAAACUAGAUCCCGUUCCCAUGAACCUGAAAUUUUCCAUGGACACCAGCGGAAAUCACCGGCUGCAGACCCGGGCCACGUCAGCUUAAUGGAAGCGUCGUAUGCCAAGCUGGCGGAGAUACAGCAGAGGCUUCGGAGUCAAGAUGCAAACAGGCACUUUGUGAAAUCUCCAAAGGCCCAGAGCAAAAACAUGGCAUCCGUUAACACAGGAAGGGCUGUAAGGAGUAAACCAGUUCCGGGAACGUCUAUCCCAAUGACUUCUCCUACGGCUUGGGUGAGCCAAAACCUUCCGUACCACCCCGUGCAGUCGCAGCAGACUUACAAGAAACACAAGCAGAAGGCCAAGGAGGGUCAUCACAUGUGCAAAACUUUCCAGGCCCCGGGGACGGUUCUGGAGAAAGAGCACGUCAGAGACCUUCCCGCUGUCAUCUUGUAUGAAGGCCAAGUCGGGCAGAUGAUCCAACGGCAUGAACACCACCAUCACCACGAGCACCAUCAUCAUUACCACCACUUCUACCAGACAUGAACCUGACCCCCCUCCCUCACCCAAUAGGGAUCAUCCUAUAUGAAGGAAGCCCCGUGCAGCGGUUCCCCCACAAGAGGGCGUCGUUCUCACUGAUGUUGUUGCUACUCCAUUUCAUAUUCUGCUAGUAUUUUUUUUCGUUAGGACUUAAAACACUAAUAAUAAUAAUGAUAAUAAUAAUAAUAAUAAUUAACACUAUUUAUAUUAUGUGGAACUGUAUAUCUUACUUUAGUAACUCGUGGGUUUUUAUUUUUCGAGUUGGCUUGUGUCAAAAAAAGAGAACCUGCACACAAACACGAACAGCCAAUUGCUAUUCUAAGGAGCUGGGUCUGAUCGCAGGCCGUCCACACACUUCGGAGAACGAUUGCUUCCUAUGUAGUACUGGGGGAGAAGCUCCCAGCGACGUGGUUCAGCACCUGGCAUGGUCAUGCCUCGGCUCAGUGCACGGGAGCUUGUCGUCGGGAACAACGUUCCAGGGUUCUGGACUCCGGGAAUACAAAACAGCUGCUACCUCUAGUCCAAUUCAGAACUUCUAAUUGAUUGUACUGUGCUACAGGAUGAUGCGUGGGGGUUCUUUUUUUAACUCCAAUGCAUUCACGUAGCCUGUUCAUGUUGUACUCCUCAGCUCUUUACAAGCUAUAUCUUAAUAGUAAUGAUGAGGAAAAUAUUAACUUUAUUUGUCCACACAGCUACUUUUUUCCCCACAUUUCUUUUAAAAAUUAGUUCUUUGGUUUUAAUUUCCAGUUUUUUUGGGGGGAUUUAUCUCCUAACUGAUGCAUUUAGGGCUUGAUUAAUAUAUAUGGUAAUAUUUUUAAAGUAUCUGUUCAUUUUCUUUACUGUAUGAUGCAUGCCAGAAAAUCAUUUCAGCAGCGCACCGAAGUACGCUUGCCGUGCGCAUGCUUCCAGCAGGAAAUCCUUUGCCACUGCGCUAAAAUUGCCACCGCUACUGACGUUCAUGGCAGCAGAAAAGGGCUGAUGGUGUCACCUGACCAAGAAGUGCUGUAACUUUCAGGUUCUGCUCAAGGAAUCCCCUCUCUCAAUAUUUAUGGUUUUUACCAUAGAUAUGUAGAAGAAUUCCUAGAGCACCUUCUGGAAGUGACAGCACUGCAGGGUUAGAUGAAACCUACACAGGCCCCACCCCAGAAAUCUCCCUGGGACAGAAGCCUGGCCACCCUGCACAAGUGGAGUAAAAGUGCCUCACACCAGAAGAGUGAGGUCAGCCUCAGAGAAAAGGAUGGGCGUAUCACACCCACUUUAUUCCAGUUUAUGGCCUCCACUCCCAACAAUACUGAGGAAGAAACUCCUCCUCGGAGUUCGAAAUGCUGCUGCCGUUACCCUCAGUUUUAACUUCCUCAGGUGCCAAGACAUCGCCACCUGUCUCGGUUCUUUUUUCAGCCAGUUUUUGUCUGCCUGCCUCCCCAGGGUCCUACUGCUUGCCUCUUUCUUGGAGUGUUCUCUAAGAUCAGAACUGGCAGAACGCACUCCACGCUCCACCGUUCUGUAAAGAAGCGUGUAUCGGACAGAGAGGCAACGUUCUUUCCCCCAAUUCUAACUCAGCCCUUAACUAACCUUCACUAUGUUUUAUUUUGUGCUGUCGGUUGGGAGAUUUUCUGUAACUUUUUUUUAAAAGAUACAAUUAAUCCCACAAUUUGUGAGUUCCCCUCCCAUGUUUUGUUUUUUUGAGAGUGCAAGAGAUAGCUGCGGAAGGAAUAUGCUUUCUCAAUUGAAAUUCUGGCAUAUCUGUAUAUAUACGUAUAUGCACCCUCAUACAUACACAUAUAUAUAUAUCCACCCACUCAGGUACAUUUUCUUGUGUUUUCCAGAAAUCUGUUGCUUUUGAAUAUUAACAUUUUAAUCUUAAAAACAGUGAUUUCUUGGGAAUGUUUCACGUCCCCAUGUUGUAUGUUCCUGUUUUCUCUUUCGACGUCUCCGAACAUAGGUGCCCCUCACAAGCCAUUGCUUCCGCUUAUUUCUCCUUUGCUUCCUCUAUUCUCUUUUCCAGUCUCUUCUGGUUUCUCCAACCCCUUUCCCAAGGGCUUCACUUCCAUAAAAGCGGUGUGAAUGUCAAAAAACCUAGAAAAAUCAUUUGUUGUUGAAGGGAAACCUAAGAAAAGUGUGACCAAAAGAAUGGGUGACCUGGGUCAUAUCAGUAGAGAUUGGAAGUUAAAGGCACUUGGCCCGAUUCCAGCCCCUAGGAUAGCACGCACAGACACACACGCAUGCGCGCACACCCCGUUGCCAUCCUAGAGGCAAGAAUGUGGAGAGAAUUGUGGACUUUCUGUCUGCACUAGGGAGGGAAGUAAAGCCUCAACUCCUUCCUCGUCGCCGAUUUGCACAACUAUUUUCUGACCAAGUUUUUUUUAUAACUUUACAAUACAGUUGCAAUAAGAUCUGUCAAGAUUGUAGAACAGGAGUAGCCGAGCAGGACUUCCCGUUUUGGACCAGCAUAGAACUUUGUCCUAGUUCUCCCUCAUUCAUACCAGCCACACAGAAUGAAUCAAAGGUAGCAACCUCUUUGCCUGCUUCUGUCCCCUGAGAGGAGCUAGAGGAGAGCGGGCAGAAUCCUCUGUAGCCUCAUGGGACCCACGCAAACAGGAAUGAGGUGUGCCCAGUGGUGGGAUCCAAAAAUUUUAGUAACAGGUUCCCAUGGUGGUGGGAUUCACACUGUGGCGUAGUGCCAAUGGGGCUGGGCUGGGCACGACGGGGGCGUGACCAGGCAU